Trichoderma citrinoviride is the source of this 660-nucleotide messenger RNA. RefSeq lists its product as hypothetical. Lineage: Eukaryota; Fungi; Ascomycota; Sordariomycetes; Hypocreales; Hypocreaceae. Bases 1 to 660 code for a protein of 219 amino acids. The record is from RefSeq and is a predicted model, not a curated record. The transcript has a single exon.
AUGGCUCCCAAUACGCACACACAGAUGCACACCAUCUCCGAUAACGACGCGGAAGCCGUCCUCCAGAGCACGCUCCACGGCACGCUGCAAGGCACAUUCCACACCCCCGUGAUGCCCACGCCCUCCAUGUCCAUGACCUCGUACGUCCACCCCGGCAGCAGCAGCAGCAGCAGCAGCAGCAGCGCCGCCGCCCACCAGCCCCUCCCCAACUAUGCCAUCGGGGCGCCGGUCAUGUGGGUCGAGACCGGCGCCCCCGAGGCCGCCAACUUCCCGUACAUGAUCACCCACACCGGCGAGCGCUACGACAUUGCCCAAUACACCGACUGCAAGGCCGACUCCGGUAUCGAUCAGAUAAACGGUGUCGUGAUCGUAUGCGACGCCGGCACCACGGACGACGACGACAUCAAGUCGCCCCGCGGAAAGUACUUUUACCAGGGCUGCAAGAAGCUGGGCUCCGGCGCGCAGGUCAACGGCCUGGAGCUCGUCUACCACGGCGGCUCGCAGAAGGUCCCCACGCUGCCGGGCAUGCCGGGCCGCUGGGACAAGGUGGACAUGCUGAACGCCGAGGGCAAGGAGAUCAAGGGGGUGCCCAAGAACCAGAUCAACGGGGGCAGGAUACGGCUGAUGAAGAGGUCGGAUAUGGGGUCCAUGAGUGGUUGA